AUGGCGGCCUCGAAGCACGAAAUCAAUUUCCGUCGCCUUUUGGAACGCUGCGAAGCGAUGGCUUCAGAAAUCCAGGAGAAUAAAGAAAACGUAAGCUGGAGGUUGGAAAAAGUGAGUUAUAGCAUUCAUCAAAAAAUUGUUUUUUUACUGUUACCUCCGUAGGAUUUGAACAAACUGUCGACCACAGCUGUCUGGUCGGGUUUGUAACGAUUUUUCACCGUUUUUCUACUCCAUAUUGCAGUAUGUUUUAACGUUACAGAGGCAAGCUGCCGAACUAAAAAAGUCAGAAAGGUUAGUUUUUAAAUGCAGACUAAUAAGAUAAAAGUUAUACGAGCAAUACGUCAAUGUAAAAUAGUGCUUUUAAAUAAUACGCUUAAAACAGCUGAUACAGGUAGUCUCUACUCUGACGGGUCUUUAUGUCGGGUCGAUUGUAUUUAUUAUUGAUAUUUUAGUCAUCGCAUUAGAGCUUUUUCAUCAGUACCUGACCCAGUUAAAUAACGGAGAAAAAAAGUCUUUUCAUAUUAAAGGAAAAAAAUUCAACGUCUUGGUAUACCGACAAUGGACAUACAUGUAGCUAGUUCAUCAUUUAAUUUUGGUACCCUAAUAAGGCGGACCAAAGUAGACCUGUAUCAUAAAAAUGCGCUGUAAUGACAGAAGCUAAUUAAUUGAUAUCAACUAAUCUGGCAAUAGAAGCCAGACCCACAUGCACAUUUCUCCUGUUACCGUAUGUGUGUUGUUAACUGUUAAACUUUCAUCAAAUAAAAGUGAACGUCUCUUUUACAGUGCAGUAAGGUUAUCCAUAACCUGGAUAGGAGGGGACUCCAGCCUUGAAAAUAACUUUUUUUGACCCUGUUGGCUUCAGUUUGGUGUAAAAUCAAGGUGGGGGCCCUCACCCCUUGGCACCUUCUCCUAGAUGCACCAGUGUUUAGCCUGCAAUCAAACUGUCAAUAAAGAAAGAAACUCACUGGUGUCGUUGUAGAUUCACUUUUUUCUUAUUACAUUUACUAGCUAUGUGAUAGAAACCACUGUUAAGUGGACAUUCAUAGUUGACUGAUCUAUGAGGUUCAUUUGUCUAUCAGUAGCGUAGACAUUUCCCGUUGGUUGUCUGUAUGUCAGUUUUUCAACAUUCUGAAAGGCAGAUGACUUGUGUCUCUAACGUACUGUAGACAUCAGUGGUCAGGGAUGUAGAUAAUAGCUGGGAGCUGGGAAAAAUACAUGGCUGUCAACAUAAUUUUUCAGGCUGAAAAAAAUGCAUUCUUUAAAAAGGCAACUGUUUUCCUCUUAUAUUAUCUGCCCAUCAAAUGCCAUUUCCCAUCGGUUAUAAAUUUAAGCUACAUCCCUGGUGGUUGGCUGGUAUCAGCUUCCGAGUUUCACUUUUUUGUCACUCUGUAGCUAAACUUUCUUCAAUUCAGAGUAAACAUUCUUAUGGUGAAAAAAACUCUAAUGAAGAUUCUGGAGGUUGGCUGAUUUUUCACAUCACCAAUAAGUUAGUGUAGCUAGCAUUUCAGGCCAUGCCUCUUAUGAUUAAAGAAGUGUACCUUUUCAAAAACUGGGAAAUCAAAAUAUUUUGGUUCCAUAAGCUUGUUGAGUCACAUGUAACAUACAUUUUUUGAAAUAAUCAAAAGGUUAAAUUUUAAGUUUUUUUCCCCAUUUACUUGAAGUAAUCAAAACAUUAAAAUAAUAUUAAGUAUGUUUUAUCUUGUUACAGCAAACCAAGUCCAGAUGCAAUGACUGAAUACAACAAGAAAGUAGAAUUCCUUAAAGGUUUAAUAGAAACACAGAAAAUGGUGAGACAGGGAUCAGUGUUUUGAAACCUUAUUUUGAUUAUAGCUCCGAAGUCUGGGGAUGUAUGGGAAAAGGCCUGUGUGACCGACUCCAGAGAUUGCAAAAUAGGGCUGGGAGAAUUAUAACAUUUAGUGAUUAUAAUACAAGAUCUGCAGAUAUCCUCCAAGACUUGAGAUGGGAUACCCUUGAGCAAAGACAGUCUAAACAGCUCGCAAUAAGUGUUUUUAAAUCUCUUUACCCUGAGAGUUUAAAGAACAUGUUUAAACCAACCUCCGGGGUUCAUUCCUACAACGUGCGAGGUGCCUCGAGCAACAUUUUUGUACCAAGGCCCCGUACUGAAGCUGCUAAGAGGGCCUUUAGCUAUAGGGGAGCAGUCAUGUGGAAUGGCCUAGAAAAUGUGCUUAAAGACGAGAUAAAUCUCAACUCUUUCAAGUCUGCCCUAUCUUUGUCUUGAACCAGGGAUUGCCUUGAGGGAGUUGAGAUAGAAUUUUAUUUUUGUUAUUUAAUGUACCUUUAAGGUUGAUUGAUUUUUGUGUAAUUAAUUAUAGAAUAGAUUUUCUUAAUAUAUAGAUAUAUUUUAGCAUUAAUGUAGUUUCUCUGAAAAUUUUGUUAUGUAAACGGCUCACUGGAAGAGCAUUUUUAAUGAAGUGAUACCGUUAAUAAAGCUUUAUUGAUUGAUUGAUUUGAUUGAUCUUAAGAUGCGCAUCUGUUGUUACAUUCAAAUAGAAAAAAUUAUUGUUUGGGAACAACUAGGAAAUGCUUGUCAUCAGAGAAUGUAUAACAAUACAUUGUAUAUCAUUUGUGUGUUAAGUAUUUUACCGUUGGUUGCAUCUAAGCGUGGACAUGACGUGUUUUGCUGCCAAACAUUUGAAGUUUGACAGUUGUUAAAGCAAACUAUCACGCCAAAGGUAAGUUGUUUACAUGGUCUUGAUUGCUGCGUUACGCUCAUAUUCAAUUUACGUUUACACAUGACCUUCCAAACAUUGUCAGUGUUUUAUUUAAGUGCAUAUGCACGUAAAAAUUACAGGACAGUGGAAGUCCACCAUCAGUCAUAAGGGGAAAAUCCAGGCACCCUUCAAUUUCUACUGGCUCUGAAAAUACCAUGAUAAUUUAGGUUUGUUAGAAACUCUCAAAUUCUCCUUUCCAAAGGUUUGUUCCCUUUAAAUUUCUAUUGCAGUUGAAUACAAGUGUAGAUCCAUGUAAAAUAAGACUUAGCUUCACUUUGUUUUGUAGAAAUCACCAACAGAUAAACUUCUCGCAAGUCGGCAGUUAGUGCGUCCACUGAGUCAAACAUCCAAUGCACAGACCACAGAGGGAGACAAAGGACAAACAGUAAACAGAGCACAAGAACUUCACAUCAGGGCCAAGUCACAGAUUAAUGAAGAGAUGAGAAGUGAACUUCUGGGAGAAGGUAGGAAUAAUGCAGCUAAAAAUAUUUCACUUCUGAUACAAUGCACCUGUAAGUUAGUUUAUUUGAUAUUUAUUUUUGUUGAUUUUUGUAAGGAUCAUGCACAUUACUGGCUUAUUACAUUCCUCGACACAUGACAAAGGUUUUCUUAGCCCAAUAUUUUCACAAAACUAAGGACUUUCAGGGCACGUUACCGCGGCACAUUCAUUUUGCCUUGUUUCUGGUCAUUUUCUGACAUGAAAUACUUUGGUUUUUUAAAAGUGAAUUGAAUAAUAAAUUUAAUUAAUUUAUUAGAGUUAAAAGUUAACAAGGAACCUUGCUUAUUUUCCAGACAAUAAGAAACACAGUCAUGGAGUGCGAAACAGGUGACUGAUUAUCAAUUAUUCCACUUGCAUAUUACUUGUUUAGUCCCUUAGUCGCUGUAACAAAUAACUCUUUAUUUUCAAAUCCCCCAUAAUCACUCUGUUUGCUCCCAAUGCAACACUUGGCAUAAACUAUAGUCUUCAAACGGAGAACUGUGUAAUUCUGUGUAAAACUUUAUUUAUACGCAAAGCCUCAAUCGGUGAUAAAAUUGUUGAGGCAUUUUACUCAAAUAGGGUAACUUAAGAGAACAAAAGAAUGUACACCCUUCCCCCCUACACAAUUCAAAGUUGGGGUGUUUGUUGUUUUCUGUACAUAGCUUGAACAGCAGCACAACAUUGCAUGGAGGGGAUGGGGGAGGAAAAGCUUUAUUUUCACCUUUUGAAGUCAGUAAAACCUCAGAAAGCCCCUUUAGGGCAAAGUGUCUCAACUGUGGAAACUCCAAAAAUAAAAGUCAAUGGAAACAAAUCCCUGAUAGCAAGUCAGUACGACUUUUUAAGUUUGCACUGGCGUCAACUUAAUAUUUUCUGGAUCAUGAAUUGUUGGUUAGUGUUGAACAAUCUACCUUUUAUAGCCUGUGUUCCAUCUCCUUCCCACACAUUGUCUAAACCCUCAGAGUGUGUUCCAUUUGAAUGAUCCAAAUAAGGAUCAGUAACUUGUGAUCACUCAGAAUACAGCACAUCAAAGGGCCCAAAGGAUUCAUCAGUUCACUUGAUUUACCAUUGCCUAGUUUCAAAUCGAGAGGUGCUGGAUAUGAGUCGGUUUAUCAUGGGCUAAACAACACAAGACCUAUAUAGUCAGAAAGAGCGAAAUAGCAACAUUCUCAAGUUUGGUGUCUAUUGGGCCUAUAUUGAACAAAAUAAAUAGAUGUACGGAGGAUGUGACCAGCAAUUCAUACAUGUACAUCUCUUAUAAAAGUGAUUUUCAAGUUUACAGAUAGCUGUAUCUUGCUUGAUAUUGGCGCGAUCGACACAACACUUUCAUAACCUCAAUGUGCUUUUUCUGACCAUGUGGAUCUCAUGUUGUUUAUCUCAUAAUAAACUGACUUGUACCGAGCCCCUCUCGAUUUGAAACUAGCUAAUGGCCGAGUGAUCUCUGACCUGGAUCAUCUCAAAGGAACUCACCCUCAGUCCAUACAGGCUGUACAUGUAGUGUCUGCCAUGCAGGCUACUUGUUUUUGACAAUCUUUUUUCUUGAAGAUUAACUGGCAACAAGAAAAGUGAUGUAAAUGAUGAAAGCAUUGACUCAGUUCUACAAUACCAUCAGAACUUACAAGAAAAUAUAGCAGAGGAAAUGAUAAAAAUGGCUCAGCAUAUAAAACAUACAUCUGUCAUGGCCAGCAACAUUAUUAAAGAAGAUAACAAGGUUACUAGGAUGUUUGUCCUUUAAUAACAGUAAAUAACAAAUUAUUGGAUGAGGUCUUUUCCUGACAUCUGAAACAGACUAGGUGAAGUCAAUAUUAUUGGCUGAAGCUGAUAACUCUUACUGAGACUUUGAUUAUUGUGAAUACCGUGUUUCUUUGAAUAAUAGCUGUCCCUGAAUUAAUCGCCUCCCUUGAAUAAUCACCCCCCCCCCCUUUGAUGGAAAUGUUUUAAAUAAUCGCCUCCCACACCUCUAUAGGUUACCCAAUAGGGAUAGCCAUUGUGGAACUUGGAGGAUGGAGCUAAAGUGGAGUCUGACUCAGCAAAAAUUAAUCAAUUAGGAACCAAAUUUGAAGCACUUUAAAUGCCAAUGUUCAGUUUAUCUGAUGUGAUCAUUUUUUUAUUUAAUGAGAAAAUAGAACAAAUAUUUAGGGCAUGACUUCUAGUCAGCAAUAUUUGAAAUAGUCGCCUCCCUCGAAUAAUCGCCUUGCCUCGAAUAAUUGCCCCCUUUUGGUGCAAAAAAAGAAAUAAUUACCCCCAGCUAUUAUUCAAGGAAAUACGGUAUCCCAAAAACCAAAUCCAAUAAGAAUUGUUUUAUUAUACACGGUUGUGAAGAAAAUAGUGUUAUGAUAAACACAUUGUCCUUGACUACCAAGCUUUGUGCACACAAUUUGAAGGCUGUCAUAAAUUUGAUCAGCUACCAAGGUGACCCCUGGCCUACUGUUAUAAAUUUAAUAGAAUAAAAAUAGAACCAAAUGAAAUCUGUACCUGUUUGAUUCCCUGCCUGCUUGUUUCCUGCAACUCGAAAUCUUAGUGACAGCCAUAUAAAUUUGUGUCACUAAGUUUCUUUGCUAUUGUGGAGACGAAUUACCCAAAUUGUGGGCAAAACCACUGCCAAGAAUGCAAAAAGUCCACUUUUGGUUGACGUGCAUUAUUCCAAACAAUGUUGUUUAAAAGCUAUGAUAACAUGGUUUUUCAAGGUUGUUAACUUGGACUUAAGUAAAGGCUUUAAAACGGCUCAUAUAAAGGAUAAUGCCUGAGCCCGAAGGCCUUGUUAAAGAUAAUGGCCGAGCACCUGAGGUCAAUAUUUUUAACAAGGCCUUGGGCCAAGGGGUAUUUUUUACUGUACUUUUCCAUUGGUUUAGAACCAGCAAGUCAUAAUUAGGAUCUCUUGUUCCACCUCAGUGACCUGGGCUUUAAUUUAUUGAAAAUAAUAACUAAUGUUUAAAACAAUUAGAAAUGUACAUUAAUAACAAGGCAGGCAUAUUUACAAAUGGGUCAUUAGACGAAGCUCCAUGUACGGACAACAGAGUCUGAGAUAAACUUUAAAAAACUUACAGCUAAAUUUUCUGUUUUGUUUUUUAGACCUUGGAGCAGUCAACAAAGCUUGCAGAUUCAAAUUUUGAGAAACUUAAACGAGAAUCAGAAAGACUUGAGGAAUUAACACAGACACCAUGUUCCUGGUGGAUUUGGAUUAUGAUAAUUACAGUCUGUAUUGUGUUUAUGUGGAUGAUUAUAUUUAUUAGACUUUUCCCAAAGAAGUGA
Porites evermanni is the source of this 6459-nucleotide messenger RNA. Lineage: Eukaryota; Metazoa; Cnidaria; Anthozoa; Scleractinia; Poritidae. The record is from the annotation of a GenBank genome assembly.